AUGGAGCAGCACACAUCCCUUCGUGCAAAUCCUUACAUUUUAGCGUGCCGGUACUGGGACUACAUGAAGGAGCAUCCCAGGCGGAAAAAUGAAAAGCUCAACUUAUACUACGAGAGGCUCCUUGCUAAUAAGCCUUCACCGGACCUAGAAGCUACAGAUGAUCGAUCGCGGGCGAUCCGGUAUGCGAAGGAGCACUAUGAAAGCUUCUACGAAGUGCGGGACAUCGAGUGCAUCAUUAAGUGGCUGGACGAAGACGACGCAAAUCCGAAGGCGAAGCCUGUCCUCAUCGCUGGUAGCCCAAUGCAAAGACUUUCUUGA
Messenger RNA from Parastagonospora nodorum SN15, 318 nucleotides. RefSeq lists its product as hypothetical. The record is from RefSeq and is a predicted model, not a curated record. NCBI's taxonomy places the organism in Eukaryota, Fungi, Ascomycota, Dothideomycetes, Pleosporales, Phaeosphaeriaceae. The transcript has a single exon. Bases 1 to 318 code for a protein of 105 amino acids.